AUGGCAGACACGGCAACUAUAAUUACCAACGCCACCGCGCUAUAUGGCAAGAUCUCGCGCGCAUACGAUAACCUUCGGAAGCUCGGCGAGGCCAACAUCACACUCGGCGCGGUGGAAGCCCGGCUUCUGAAUCUCGACAAACUGUGGGAGAAGUUCGAUGCGAUGAAUGAUAUCUUGGCUGAGCGUGUAGACGAAAUAAAACAUGACGUCUAUGCUAAACAGGACAUACCUUCACUCGGCGAAGAGUCUUACCUAGUGAACAAGGGCCUGAUGUUGAAGAUGCGGCGUACUCUCCAGAAAAAGGAACGCGCCGCUGCUUCUGCUACUUCAGAAACAUCAACAUCGGCGCCUCGCACCACGCUACCUCGAAUCCAGCUGCCGACCUUUACGGGAAGAUACGAGGAUUGGCCGGCCUUCCGAGACCUCUUCGUCUCCCUCAUCGGCCAGGAUAAGACGACGAAGCCUGUAGAAAAAAUGCACUACUUGAAGAGCUGUGUCAAGGGCGAAGCAGAUCUUCUCAUCAGAGACCUCAGUUCUACCGAAGCCAAUUAUGAACGAGCCUGGCAAACUCUAAGCGACUACUACGAAAAUAAACGCUUACUAACCCGCUCUUAUUUAACAAAUUUUUUAAGCCUGCCAAAGAUGAAGGGAGAAUCCGCUGCUGAGCUUAGGAAGAUAUUCCACGGCAUCAAGACUACGGUCAGCUCGCUGACGAGCAUCGACCGGCCAGUAGGGAGUACUGAAGAUCUCUUUGUGCACCUCGCCGUUGACCUUCUCGAUAGUCGCUCUCGCCGCGAGUGGGAGACCUCCAUCAGUGAAACGAACGAGCCUCCGCAAUACGCUCUGCUAGAGCGUUUCCUUGAGCGACGUCUUCACACUCUGGAGUCGUUACCCUCGACGAAGAUCGACGUCUCGCCCAACAAAGCCAGCGGGAGUCAGUCUAGGUCGACUCGUACCCACCAUGCUCGUAAGCAGGACUUAAAGGAGCUCAAGGGAAACACCAGAGGACGCUGUUCAGCCUGCCAGGGUGACCACUUCGUGAUGCUGUGCGACACCUAUAAGAAAAUGACGGCCUCAAAGCGCAAGCAGCACGUCGAAGGCAACGACUUGUGCGGAAACUGUCUCGGCCGACACAAGAUCAAGGAGUGCGCCUCCAAGAAGAACUGCUCUGCGUGCAAUGACCGGCAUCAUACCUCACUCCAUGAUGCCUACCGCUCAUCGAAGACCGUCAAAACGUCGCACGUCAGCAAGGGACCGGUUCCGACGCCUGUAGCGGUACUUUUGGCCACGGCGCGCGUUCGCGUAUGCGAUCGCUAUGGGUCCUGGCAGUCAGUUCGCGCCCUCGUCGACCAAGGCUCGGAAUCCUCCAUUGUAUCGGAAAGGCUCACCCAACGCUUGAGGCUAGCACGGAGCUCCGCUUCGGUUUCAGUUUAUGGAGUCGGCGGGAAAAAAACAGGCGUCUCAAAGGGUAAAGUGGUACUCACCCUCCAGUCUCUUCGUGGCUGCCCUUCCAUCACCGUCAACGCUCUGGUGCUGCCGAAGCUGACCAUCUACGCCGGCGGCUACAACGGCGGCGGGCAAAACUGGUCUCAUCUUCAGGGUCUGGAACUCGCGGACCCUGACUACCGCUCAGCUGAUCCGGUUGACAUCCUCCUUGGCGCGGACGUUUACGGCUCAAUCCUCUGUCAGGGCCUAAAAAAGGGAAAUCGACAUGAACCAAUAGCUCAACAAACUACGCUCGGCUGGAUACUGUCAGGCGUUGUUGGUGAGACGACUACCGGACAUCACGUUCACACUCAUCAAUGUUGA
Messenger RNA from Nylanderia fulva, 1809 nucleotides. NCBI's taxonomy places the organism in Eukaryota, Metazoa, Arthropoda, Insecta, Hymenoptera, Formicidae. The record is from RefSeq and is a predicted model, not a curated record.